Molecule: messenger RNA, 3603 nt
Organism: Xylona heveae TC161
Lineage: Eukaryota; Fungi; Ascomycota; Xylonomycetes; Xylonales; Xylonaceae
Product: ras GEF
Exons: 2
Coding region: 1-3603 (1200 amino acids)
Biological process (GO): positive regulation of GTPase activity; Ras protein signal transduction
Cellular component (GO): plasma membrane
Molecular function (GO): guanyl-nucleotide exchange factor activity; protein binding
Source: RefSeq, a predicted model, not a curated record
AUGAAUCAACAAACGAUACGCAUGAAAAGAAGCGCCGAUUGGCAAGGGCAAAGGGGAAUGAGAAAGGCCGGCGAGCAUUUCGAUCGAGCAAAGACAGCCCUUCGAGUGAACCCACAAGCAGCUCUUCCUCAAACUCACCAACAAAUGACACCGCCUCUAACACCGCAGACUUCCCAAGACUCUACGACAUCCGAAGGACGGUUUCCUAACUAUCUUCGAGCUUUCCACUCCUAUUAUCCAACAUCGCCCGCCGAAUCUUCGACCAUUACCUUACCAUUGAAUAUUGGAGACGUUAUUUUAGUACACUCUGUUCAUGUAAAUGGUUGGGCCGAUGGCACGUUAUUGACUUCUGGAGCCCGAGGUUGGCUACCCACCAACUACUGCGAGACAUACGAACAUGAACCCAUCCGGAAUCUGUUGCAUGCGUUAAUGCGCUUCUGGGACUUUAUUCGCGAUGGUCAUGUUGCGAGUCUGCGGAAUUUCAGUGAUCAUACGUCCAUGCGAGGGAUCAUUGCGGGGGUCCGGUACUUACUGGAAACGACGAGUUGCCUCAACAGAGAUUCGCCCUUGGUAGUUCAGCAUGAAUGUCUCCGCCGAAAUCGAAAGGCGCUCUUAGCGCACUUAUCUUCUCUCGUAAAAUGCGCGAAGAAAGUCGAGGAGUCUAUCACAGAUGCCGCGCCCGCCGAGAAUGUUGGCGCUACACUGGACGAAAUGGUCUUGAAAGCUUUCAAAGUUGUGACACGGUCCAUUAAGUUUCUCGAUAUGUGGUACGAAGAGACCGGCAUGGAGGAUGGAGUUUAUGAGGAGCUUGUGAAUUGGGAAAAUGACAACCCACCGACGCCGCCGCAAGAUCAAAUCGAGUACGGCAUUGCCAGCGGACCUCAGCUUGUUAGUUCCCACAGCUAUGUGAGAGCUGCCAUGGGUAGCGACAUCUCUCGCUGCAACUCGUCGGCUAGGCUUGUGCCAGAUAGUCGGCCCAAAAUAAAGCGAAGCAAGGGCUCCAGCGCUCAGACCCCCAAAGCAGCGCCCAGACUAUUUCCCCAGUCCUCUCAUCCUGGAAAGUCUUCAAGCAAACGGCCGGCAGUCUCGCAUCGUCUGUCAUACCGACACAAAGACUCUGGUGGUUCAAAUCGCGACCUUGCCUGCACUCGGCUCAGUUCCGCUCAUGACGCAUUUCUCGGAUACUUGGGUUGGUUCAUUGGACUACACCUUCAGUCUCGAUCUCCUUCUGAACUUCUCUCGACCACCAUUCAAGCUGCGGAUUCGUGCCAGACACUGUUGACGGUGGUGGACGCUGUAUGGGACCGUGAUCUGCGGCGCUCGGUUGCCUUGAAACUCGCUAGAGACACCAUGUUUGCGCGAAUGUAUGAUCUGAUUGAAGCAGCAAAGCAUAUUUUUCGGCCUACAGAUCCCGAUUCCCACGAGGGUGUUUUGAUAGUUGGCGAUGGCGAACAGCUGGUUACGGCGGCGACCAUGUGCGUCAAGAGUGCAGGCGAUUGUGUGGGAAAGGCGCGGUUCGUUAUUGAGAGAAUUGGAGACUUUGAGUUUGAGUCGAACUCUACACUUGAUGUAUCUCUAUCUGGUUCUGAAAAGUCUGACUCUCCAAUCGGAUCAGUGCAGGUGUUUGGUCAGACAACACCUGUGCAAGCCAACAGAGACUUGUUGGAUGCAGUGCGGGAUGCAGAUGCGACUCCAACUCCUCGACAUCCAGAUCCUGUCAGGGAUUAUUAUUUUGCCCGACAAGAGAAAGCACUUAUCCGGAAACCUGUUGCCAAUGAUCGAUCUCCAGGUGCUACCGUGACUGAAGCAUCUGCGAGUUCUCUGGUUGAGUCAUUCCCUCUUCCUUCUUUUGAUAGGCCACAUCCGUCAACACUUGUGCAUGGAAAUUGUGCAGGGUCCAAAGUCAAUGGAGGCGAAUCCACAGAGAAAUCGAAAUUAGAAACUUGUGCCGAUGCAAGUAUCUCUGACCAAAGCAUCUGUGCAAAGGAAAGCGAGAGCAAGACUGAAGGAGAUACAGCGCUAUCACAGACUAGCACUAGAGUCACAACACCUGAACGCGGAUCAGAACAGCACGUAAUCAUUCCUUGCACAAGCUUCACUAGCGACCUGUCCGAUAGCCAAACCACCUUGGCCGAGGAAUGUGAAGACGCCGAGGCCAAAGUCUUGGAGAAGACAUAUGCGCACGAGCUCACUUAUAGCAAGGAUGGCCAUGUUACAGGGGGCUCGUUGCCUGCACUCAUUGAAAGAUUAACGACCCACGAGUCCACACCUGACUUUACCUUUAUCUCUACGUUUGUCCUUACCUUCCGUCUUUUCACCACACCUACUCUGUUUGCCAAAGCCUUGAUUGACAGAUAUGACUACAUUUCUGAAAGUCCUCAAGCUGCAGAACCCGUGCGGUUUCGAAUCUAUCAAGUAUUUAAAUACUGGCUUGAAAACCAAUGGCGCCAUGAUUGCGAUAGCGAAGCCCUCGAUUUGAUCUUGCGUUUUGCAUCCGAAAAGUUGGAAACUAGUAUUCCUUCGGCGGGAAAGCGACUUGGUGAGCUGGCGAAUAAAGUCUCCAUGGAAUCAGAUGCUGCCUUGAAUGGAAGUAUGGAGUUUACGGCCGAAAAGUCUACACAGUCGAGCCGCCCAUCUUCUUCAAGUGAAACCGUGCCGGCGCCACCCCCUGCGGUAUCAAAGAGUCAAUUGUCGGUCCUUCGAAACUGGAAAGCCGGUACCGGAACUGCAAGCAUUAUUGACUUUGAUUGCCUGGAGGUUGCUCGACAGCUUACGCUCAAGGAAUCCAAAGUCUUCUGCGCCAUUCAGCCAGCCGAGCUUCUUGGAACCGAAUGGACAAAGCGCCGUGGGUCAAUGGCGGUCAAUGUCCGAGCAAUGUCGACCCUCUCAACUGAUUUAGCCAACCUUGUCGCCGACACCAUUCUCCAAUUGGGCGAACCCAAGAAGCGAGCUGCUGUCGUCAAGCAAUGGAUCAAGAUUGCAAAAGAGUGCCUCAACCUCCAGAACUACGAUUCCUUGAUGGCAAUCAUCUGUUCUCUCAACUCGUCCACUAUCCUCCGCCUCAAACGUACCUGGGAACUGGUCUCUCAGAAGAAAAAGGCCGCUCUGGACGAGUUGAAAAAGGUAGUCGACGUUUCCAAAAACUACGCCGUCCUCCGGCAGAGACUGAGCAACCACAUCCCACCAUGCAUCCCCUUUGUCGGCACAUACUUGACGGAUCUGACCUUCAACGACGUUGGCAACCAAACCACCCGCCAACUCCCCGGUGAUUCCGGAUCAGAGGGCGCCACCGUCAUCAAUUUCGACAAGCACCUCCGCACAGCCCGCAUCAUUGGCGAUCUCCAGCGGUUCCAGGCGCCGUACAACCUCAUGCCUGUUCCGGAACUGCAGGACUGGAUCGAAGGCGAGAUUCAGCGAGUCCGCGCCUCUGACGGAGCAAACGUCCAGAGCUACUAUCGUCGAUCUCUACUCCUCGAACCUCGCGACCUCCCCAACACCCAAAAGAAUAACCCGCCUCCGGCCCCACUAGCUGCGCUGACCGGCCACAAGGAAACUGCUCCAUUCUGGCGAGGUCUUGGCUUCAAGGACAAAUUCGCCGUUUAA